AUGACGAACCAGGUGGACACUUCAGAAAAGCUUAAGCAGGAGCUUUUUGGGUUUCAGAUCUUUUUCAUCACGCUCAGUGUUGUCAUCGGAAGUGGCAUAUUCACCAACAAUGGAAUGGCCCUCGCCAUUGCGGGACCAAUGGGCUUGAUUCUUGCGGUCCUCAUCAUCAGCAUAGUAGUUCUAGCAGUCAAUGAGUGUAUUGCCGAGUUGGCUCAGCAAUUCCCGGUUUACAAUUCGAUCGUUGAAUAUGUUCGCACAUUCGUCGACGAGGACUUUGGCUGGGUUAUCGGACUGGCUUAUUGGUAUGCAUACGCAGCAACGUUUGCCAGUCAAACCUCUAUGGCUGCGACUCUCCUAGAGUACUGGGGCCUGGCAACGGCGUGGAGAGUUCUUAUCUGCUACGUUAUGGUUCCAGUCAUCUUAUUCCUUCUCAACAUGACCGGAGUUUUUGUGAGUUGUGUCCUCGAAGCGAUGGAUACACAGCUGAUAGGAUCACAGUGGUACGGUGUUGUGGAAACGAUUGGUGGUUUCCUAAAGCUGGUGAUGAUUGUGGCAAUUUCAAUUUAUAUAUAUACAAUCGCGGACGAUGUUUCUUCUCCUAGCUUUGAACAUGGACAAGGUUUUAGCAGUAAUGGACAAGCCCAGUGCUAUGCUAUCCCACUCACCGCAUACGCUUUCCAGGGCAUAGAAGUAUACGCCAUGACUGCAUUUGAAGCUCGAGACGGCCAUGCCCUUCGCUGGCCGGCUCGCUGGACUGCGUAUGUAGCGGUAGUCGUAUACAUCAUGUGCACGUUAGGAGAGGUCAUCAACGUGAAGUGGGAUGAUUCCGCUUUACCAAAACUCCAUGAUGGAGUUUCAAAUAGCACAUUAUCAGCUACUUCUAACCCUGGUUCGUCAAGUAGCAUGAUCGUCAUAGCCGCGCUGAACACCAAUAACCGGUCAAUGGCUGGAUUCCUCAACGGCUGUUUGCUCUUCAGUGUCUUUUCUGCAGCCAACACUUCACUGUACGUUGCUUCCCGAACCUUAUGGGGUAUGGCGAAGCACUUUCCCAGAUCUUCGACAAAAGAACUCUGGGUCAAGAAGAAGCUAGCGAUUCUAAGCGAGGGCACCAAAGUUCCGGUUGUAUCCUUGCUGGUCUCACUUCUAGCAUUCUGCUGGGUCCCAUUCCUACAGCUCGUAGAUAGCUCUGCAGUACAGCAAGUGGUCCAAGUUAUAUCCAUCUCCUCCAGCACCGCUAUAAUGAUCGUAUGGGCAGCUAUCUGUCUCGCAUUUAUUCGAUACUAUUACUGGUUCGUGUUGAAGAAAUGCGAACCUCGACUUCGGUACCACAACCGUCCUGAAUACAUCCGACUAGAUGAAAAGUAUAUUGCUAAAGGCAGUCUGCGUAUUCUACAACCACUUCAGGCCUGGAUCGGACUGAUUGGGUGUAUCACCAUAUUCGCAUUUUCCAGCGCGACAUGGUGGAGUGAAACCGCAACUGUCACCGAAGUUGCCAUGGCGUACGGGCCGCAUAUGGUCCUCUUUCUUAUAUUCAUCAUCUCGAAAGCGUUCAGUAAAAACAAGGGGUGGGUCAAAUUGACAAACGACGAAUGGGUCCUGCGGAAUGCCUUGGAUAGACUAUGGAUUCGCAAGAUCGAUCAUCAUGAAGAAAGUGCCUCAGAGCGCCUGAAAAGUGUUAUGAAAUCGCUGUUUUCCAAAUUAUGGGAACAAUUCAGGGAUAGGCAGAACAACCAGCAAGCGGAUGGGGAUGUUCAUCAUCGGAGUGAAGGUUCCACGUCUGCGGAGACAAACAGGCAAGAGUUGCUAACUAUUUCGAACGACCAGCCUGUAUAGGAGACCCAAUUCCAAGUCUAUGCCUUUGUCAUAUGUAUACACUGGACAUUUGUCAUUAAUUAUACGUGGAAUGAAGAGAUGAAUCUACG
Aspergillus neoniger CBS 115656 is the source of this 1922-nucleotide messenger RNA. Its product is annotated as amino acid transporter. Gene Ontology annotation, biological process: amino acid transmembrane transport. The record is from RefSeq and is a predicted model, not a curated record. Bases 1 to 1833 code for a protein of 610 amino acids. Gene Ontology annotation, cellular component: membrane. The transcript is spliced from 9 exons. NCBI's taxonomy places the organism in Eukaryota, Fungi, Ascomycota, Eurotiomycetes, Eurotiales, Aspergillaceae. Gene Ontology annotation, molecular function: amino acid transmembrane transporter activity.